AUGACCCCUACGGCGUGGCAGGUCAACUGGACCGCGCAACGGUGGGUGGAACAGCUCGCAAGGCUAGGUCCGGCGGUCCUUUUGGGAUCGUGUGCUGCGUACUUCGACGGAGAUGAGGUCCUUCAAGCUCGUCGGCACCUUCAAGUCCAUCGACAACCUCAAAUCCUUAGUUUUGCAAUGACCCCUACGGCGUGGCAGGUCUUGGACCGCACAACGUGCAGCCCGCGCAGGGAUUGCUUGGCGUUUUUUCCUGUCGUUAGCCUCAAGGCGGAAUGCUGGGAACAGCGUGGUGAUGAAACCGUUACUUACACGGAGAGCAUUAAAGCUAGACUUUGCGGUGGACCUUUGAUCGGCUGCGGCGCCAUCGACCUCGCGGACAAUAACAAACCAACAUCUCGUACCAAGCAGAUCGAAGUUCGACAGCAUUUCUUGCGCGAGAAGGACACGCCUCGUCGAGUUAGGGGCCACACUCUCGAGGGACGAUACGCUCAAGAACCACCGCGCCGACGCGCAUUGCUCGCAGAACCCAAUUUAGAGGACGAUCUGGCGUCCACGCAAACGCAUUUCGCCCCUAGCGCAAAUCCCAACCUCGGAAACGUCAAAUACGACCUCCCAGGCGACUGA
This is a messenger RNA of Fimicolochytrium jonesii, 624 nucleotides long. RefSeq lists its product as uncharacterized. The record is from RefSeq and is a predicted model, not a curated record. The transcript has 4 exons. Lineage: Eukaryota; Fungi; Chytridiomycota; Chytridiomycetes; Spizellomycetales; Powellomycetaceae. The coding region runs from base 1 to 624 and encodes 207 amino acids.